This is a messenger RNA of Juglans regia (Persian walnut), 1350 nucleotides long. RefSeq names its product stemmadenine O-acetyltransferase-like. The transcript has a single exon. The record is from RefSeq and is a predicted model, not a curated record. NCBI's taxonomy places the organism in Eukaryota, Viridiplantae, Streptophyta, Magnoliopsida, Fagales, Juglandaceae. Bases 1 to 1350 code for a protein of 449 amino acids.
AUGGAAGGGGUGAAGGUUAAUGUAAAAGCCAGAGAGAUCAUCAAACCAUCCUCACCAACAUCCCAGAACCUCAAAAUCUUCAAACUCUCCCUCCUAGACCAGAUUGCCCCUCCAUUGUACGUUCCAUGGAUUUUUUACUAUAAAAUAUCCAGUACUGGCCGGAAAGAAUCGAAUGCCAUCGAAACCCAGGAACGAAUUAAUCACCUAAAGCAAUCCUUAUCCCAGGCUUUAACUCGAAUCUCUCCUCUUGCUGGAAGGGUCAAAGACAACCUUUUUAUUGAAUGUAACGAUGAGGGUGCAGAUUUUUCAGAAGCCGAAGUAAAUUGCCCACUGUCGGAAAUUCUCAGGCGACCGGAAGUUGGUGUUCUAGAUCAACUCCUUCCUCGUGACUAUCGUUGUAGUAAUCCAUCCAUGGAAUUAAUGCAAUUGGCCGUUCAAGUCAAUAUCUUUAGCUGUGAGGGAAUGGCCAUUGGUAUCUGCGCGUUGCACAAGCUUGUUGAUGGGGCCACGUUGUCUUUUUUUGUCAACAUGUGGGGUGCCAUUAAUGCCAGUGGUGGUUCUGCCGGAGAUUCUUUCACUCCAUUUUUUCCGGGGUCACAACUCUUCCCACCAAGAGAUUUAUCAGUGCCAAGGUUUGAAAUUCCAAAAGCCAAGUGCAUUACAAAGAGAUUUCUGUUCCCGGCCUCAAAGAUUGCUGCACUGAAGGAAAUAGUACUUCUUGCUAACAAAACUGAUAUAAUUUUCAGUCCAACCCGAAUUGAAGUGGUGUCUGCUCUAAUAUGGAGAUGUAUGAUGGAAGUGUCUAGAGAAAGAUCGGGGUGCUUAAGUCCGUCGAUUAUGACACAUGUUGUGAAUUUGCGUCCGAGAAAUGAUCCAGUACCCCUGCCAGAAUCUGCUUCUGGGAAUCUUUCCUGGCUGGCAAUUGCACCGGCACCGGCACCAGCAACGGAAAAGAGCCCCAUAGAGCUCCAGGACUUGGUGAAACAAAUCAGAAAUGCAAUAAAGACAAUAGACAAGGAUUACGCGAGGGAGAUGCAAGGUGAAAAUGGAUUUUCAUUGAUGAGUGAGUGUCUUAGACAAGUUGGAGAUCUAGUACCCGAGAAGGUGGAAGUAUUCAGGUUUAUCAGUUGGGCAAAGUUCCGGCUACAUGAAGCAGAUUUUGGGUGGGGAAAGCCUAUUUGGGUGAGUACAGCCGGAUCGGCGUUCAAGAAUACUAUAGUAUUCAUCGAGAAAUUAACGGUCGGGGAUGAUCAUGAUCAUGGAAUUGAAGCAUGGGUGAGCAUGGAUGAGCAAGAUAUGUCCAUUUUCGAGCACAACCAAGACCUCUGCUCAUUCGUUUCCCUCCAUUGA